This is a messenger RNA of Psammomys obesus (fat sand rat), 1161 nucleotides long. RefSeq names its product serpin B9-like. The transcript is spliced from 7 exons. Bases 27 to 1160 code for a protein of 377 amino acids. Gene Ontology annotation, biological process: negative regulation of endopeptidase activity. The record is from RefSeq and is a predicted model, not a curated record. Gene Ontology annotation, molecular function: serine-type endopeptidase inhibitor activity. Gene Ontology annotation, cellular component: cytoplasm. Lineage: Eukaryota; Metazoa; Chordata; Mammalia; Rodentia; Muridae.
UCUCAGCUUGUCCUGUACUCUGCAUCAUGAACACUGUGUCAGAAGCAAAUGGCACCUUUGCCAUCCAGCUUUUGAAGACGCUCUGUGAAAACAACCCUUCCAAAAAUGUAUGUUAUUCUCCUGUGAGCAUCUCCUCUGCUCUAGCUAUGGUCCUCCUGGGGGCAAAGAGAGAGACUGCAGCCCAGAUAUCUCAGGCACUUGGUGUGAACCUAGAGGAAGACAUUCAUCAAGGCUUCCAGUCCCUUCUCAGUAUCCUGAACAAGCCAGGCAAAAAGUACUCCCUCAGCAUGGCCAACAGGCUCUUUGCAGAGAAUACUUGUGAAUUCUUCCCAACCUUUAAGGAGUCCUGUCUUGAGUUCUAUCACUCUGAGAUGGAGCAGCUCUCCUUUGCCAAAGCUGCAGAGGAAUCCAGGAAACACAUAAACACAUGGGUCUCCAAAAAGACUAAAGGCAAAAUUCCAGAGCUGUUGUCAAGUGAUUCAGUUGAUCCAGAGACCAAGCUGGUUCUUGUGAACGCCUUAUAUUUCAAAGGAAAGUGGAAUCAACAGUUUGAUAAAGAAGACACCAGUGAAAUGACCUUUAAAAUUAACAAGAAGGAGAGAAGGCCAGUGCAGAUGAUGUGUCAGGAAGACACGUUUGACCUCGCCUAUGUGAAGGAAGUACAGGCACGAAUGCUGGAGAUGCCCUAUAAGGGUAUGGAGCUGAGCAUGUUGAUCCUGCUCCCAGACGAUGGUGUGGACCUCAGCCAGGUAGAAAACAGUCUCACUUUUGAGAAGAUAACAGCCUGGACCAAACCAGACUUUAUGAAGAGCAGGGAAGUUAAAGUUUUCCUUCCAAAAUUUAAACUGCAAGAGGAUUAUGACAUGAAAACCCUGUUCCAGCAUUUGGGAAUGGUGGAUGUCUUUGACAGCAACAAGGCUGACCUAUCAGGAAUGUCUCUAGAUGAAGGACUCUGUGUGUCCAAGUUUGUUCACAAGAGUGUGGUAGAGGUCAAUGAGGCAGGCACAGAGGCUGCAGCAGCAGCAGGAGCAUCAGCUGUAUGUUACUGUCUAACUGAAGGUCAGGUGCACAUUUUCCGUGCUGACCACCCCUUCCUCUUCUUCAUCAGGCACAACAAAACCAACAGCCUCCUGUUCUGUGGCAGGUUCUCAUCUCCAUAAA